AUGGUUAAAACCAAGACAACUCCUAGGAAGACGGGGAACCGCUGUCCAAUGUGUGCGGCGAGGUUCGAUGACACGGCGGAGUGGUCAGAGCACCUGGUAGAAUGUGGAAACCGGCAAAGAACAUUAAAGAAAUUUGAAUGUAGAGGGUGUGACUACGCGGCUGUUAAGAAGUGUGAUUUGGACAGACACGUGAAAUGCACUGGGCACGAUGAAACUCACCAAGCAUCUGGAAGUGAGGACGAAUGGGAAAACCAAGAUCCAGGUGCACUCCUCAGCACACUACCUUUGGAGCAGGAGGAAGAUCAAGAUGGAAGUAUUGCUCCAGAUCCAGGGGAAAGUUCUAGCAGGGAACAGAGGAGCAGCACGGAGGAUCAAUUCACCAUGACUGGGGUCCAUGGCUUCAUCUACAGCAGACUGAGCUUUGAUGCCAGCACGCAGACAGAAGCGCCUGUCAAGACCGUGACAAAGAAACAGACAAUAACAUACGACAAAGAGGGAAAACGUAUUGUGAAGGAAGUUAUCACUGAACAGUGGGUUGAAUAG
Mizuhopecten yessoensis (Yesso scallop) is the source of this 543-nucleotide messenger RNA. RefSeq lists its product as uncharacterized. The record is from RefSeq and is a predicted model, not a curated record. The transcript has a single exon. NCBI's taxonomy places the organism in Eukaryota, Metazoa, Mollusca, Bivalvia, Pectinida, Pectinidae. Bases 1 to 543 code for a protein of 180 amino acids.